UUGAGGUUGUUUCAUGUUUGUCAACUUGACAGUCGGUAGCGUAGUUUCGGUUUUAGGUUAGGAUUUAAGAAACUUUACAUAGGUAGUUAAAAGUGAAAAUAUUAGCAGUUAUUCUUAAAUGAUUAUUCAACCGUAUUAAGCUUUGUGUCAUUAACGAAUAUAACCCACUUUAACUGACAAAAUGCCAACUUGGAAUCAAAUUCAAUCUCAACUUCGAAACCCAAACAAUCCAGUUGUAUUUUUUGAUAUAACUGUUGGGACUACUGAAAUAGGGCGAAUGAUAUUUGAACUGUUUGCGGAUGUAGUGCCGAAAACAAGCGAAAACUUUAGAGAAUUCUGUACAGGAGAAUACAGAAGAGAUGGUGUACCACUAGGAUAUAAAGGAGCGACAUUCCACAGAGUCAUAAAGGACUUUAUGAUCCAAGGUGGAGACUUUGUCAAUGGUGAUGGUACUGGUGUUAUGAGCAUAUAUGGAGGCAGCACAUUUGCAGAUGAAAACUUUGUAUUAAAACAUGAUUCCCCAGGAUUACUGUCAAUGGCCAACAGUGGUAAAGAUACUAAUGGCUGCCAGUUCUUCAUUACAUGUGCUAAGUGCAACUUUUUAGACAAUAAGCAUGUAGUGUUCGGGAGAGUGAUUGACGGACUACUUGUUAUGAGGAAAAUAGAAAAUGUUCCUACUGGACCUAACAACAAACCAAAAAUACCAGUUACAAUAUCUCAGUGUGGACAAAUGUGAAUAAAAACUAUUUUUAAAUAAAUAA
Spodoptera frugiperda (fall armyworm) is the source of this 761-nucleotide messenger RNA. Its product is annotated as peptidyl-prolyl cis-trans isomerase H. NCBI's taxonomy places the organism in Eukaryota, Metazoa, Arthropoda, Insecta, Lepidoptera, Noctuidae. Gene Ontology annotation, cellular component: intracellular membrane-bounded organelle. The record is from RefSeq and is a predicted model, not a curated record. Gene Ontology annotation, biological process: protein peptidyl-prolyl isomerization; protein folding. Gene Ontology annotation, molecular function: peptidyl-prolyl cis-trans isomerase activity. The transcript has 3 exons. Bases 182 to 736 code for a protein of 184 amino acids.